UUGAAAUGUACAUUGUAUAUGCAUUCUGCGACAUGGCAUGUCUUCUGUUGACGGUGUAUACGAAAUUCGAGAUUGAAAGUUAAAGCCAUUUCCAGUUGGGGUUUUUUCUUACAUUUACGUUGUGAGUGUCAUGUUGUUUGCAGAUCCGGCGAUGAACUUGCUUUGUACAUACCCUGGAAAACAAAACAUUUCCGUUAAGGUUUCCCGUCUUGUGGCGGUUUUCCUUUAAUCAGAUUCUCUCUCUUCAUCAGGCAAGACCCCUGUCUGUAAGUUUUAAACGCUUAAAGAUGUCAUCGACGUGGUCGUCUUGGGUAGAAAGUCUAAUGGGCGAUAGAACAAGCAUGCAGCGAUGUGGAAUUUAUGGGAACUCGAAAGGCGAUACAUGGGGUGUAUCGGAUGGAAUGGAGGCAACUCCCGAGGAAGUCCAAUACAUAAGCAGCAACUACGACGAAAAUGAGAAAUUUCACACCGAAGGAUGUCGCUGUGGAGGAAAAAAGUACAACUUUGUGAGAAAAGUUGAAGAUGUUUUGGUGUUCAAGAGGAGUAAAAUGGAUCAACCCGAGCAGACCGAGACUUCCGGAACACCCAAAACAGAUUUGCCCUUCCUUCUUGCUAUGAAUACGACAGAUGGAUGUCUGAUAGGAAUUGCAAACGGGGAUGAGAAAAGCAAAUCCCAGUCCAUAAUGCAAAUGGAAUUUGUCGCAAAGAAGCUCAAGGAAUCUGGAAGAUGAAGUUUAAUAAACUAAUUUGUUUAUUAUGUUCAAUUUUCGUUUUGUGUCUGCACGAAGAAGCCUAUGUUUUAUUUUUGAAUUACAUAUACUAAUUAUUUAAUAAUAUUAAUACAAUGUAAUGCAUACAAUGUAUAAAGAAUUAAAUGGAA
Messenger RNA from Ostrea edulis (European flat oyster), 880 nucleotides. RefSeq lists its product as uncharacterized. The transcript is spliced from 2 exons. Gene Ontology annotation, molecular function: actin binding. Bases 288 to 731 code for a protein of 147 amino acids. The record is from RefSeq and is a predicted model, not a curated record. NCBI's taxonomy places the organism in Eukaryota, Metazoa, Mollusca, Bivalvia, Ostreida, Ostreidae.